AUGUCGAAAUCCUUGAUGCUUGUGCUGACAGUCUCCGCGCUGUGGAGUCCUGCUUCAGCCUUCCGCGAUGGCAGUGCAGAUAGGGUCCAAAGCGGUUGGAGCCUUGACACGAAAACCGCCCGCCUUUCCGAAGACCUGGCCGGAUUAGCGGAGCUCAUCAAUGGAGAAGAGGGAGUGCGGUGCGAGCAUAAGCAAGACGCCGGAUGCAUGGCAGCCAUGCUUUCAAAGAAAUGGCCAGCGAAGGAAUGGGACAUCUUCUGGAUGAACAACCACUUGGAGAAGGAGAAGUAUUUCAUGGUCUGGGCCGACUUCAAGCAGCACUGGACCAGAGCGGAAUUCUCCAAGAACAAAGACAGGAUCUUGAUCUUUGCUGAUCCCAAGAUCCCAAAGCACGCAUGA
Symbiodinium sp. CCMP2592 is the source of this 399-nucleotide messenger RNA. The record is from the annotation of a GenBank genome assembly. Lineage: Eukaryota; Dinophyceae; Suessiales; Symbiodiniaceae.